AUGCACUCCCCCGUGUUCCAACUCGCCCUCAAGACCACGGCACUCGUAGUGCAGCCGUCUUUAGCUGCAUUCGUAGCCCUCGUUGGCGUCUUCAACGAGCGAGACGGCCGCGCGAGCCUCGAGGAGUACGAGAGGGCUUUCGCCGCGGUUAUCGUCGGCAACCGCGGCUCACUGGCGCCGCUCACAGAAUUGGUCGAGGCGUUGUCGACUUUUCGUUAA
This is a messenger RNA of Emiliania huxleyi CCMP1516, 219 nucleotides long. RefSeq lists its product as hypothetical. The transcript is spliced from 3 exons. Lineage: Eukaryota; Haptophyta; Isochrysidales; Noelaerhabdaceae. Bases 1 to 219 code for a protein of 72 amino acids. The record is from RefSeq and is a predicted model, not a curated record.